Ochlerotatus camptorhynchus is the source of this 4890-nucleotide messenger RNA. RefSeq lists its product as uncharacterized. The coding region runs from base 915 to 2168 and encodes 417 amino acids. NCBI's taxonomy places the organism in Eukaryota, Metazoa, Arthropoda, Insecta, Diptera, Culicidae. The record is from RefSeq and is a predicted model, not a curated record. The transcript has 2 exons.
CAAACUGACAGCAUCGAGUUUCAAGUAGUUCGCGCUAGCCCGGGUAUUGGUGCUACCGCUCGCUGGUUGAAUUCGUUCCUGGGUCUGCAUGUGUAUGCGUGUUAUUCGACGUGACAUUCACCGCCAUAUACACACAGCCCGCCUACCGCCUCCUCCUCUGCUACUCUGCUGUCUGCUCGCUCGCUCCGCUCUACUGUGACUGGUGUAGUAAAACCUCAAAACUUGUUCGACGAAUGCGAAAAAAGAGGUUGAUUUCCGUUCGGACGCUGCUCGAAGCUGCCUUUCCAUACACAGUUUUGCGUUUCUUCUGUAGUUUUUUUCGGUGAUUUCUGUCCGUAAGAAGUGGUUUUUUCUCCGGAUUAAGUCCGCGUUCUCUGUGUAGUAGCCUAGGCAGCGGUCGUUGCGUGCGUUGUUCCUCCGUGGAUAAUUUCCGGUCCGUUCCGUGUGUGCUGUGCCGAGUCGACGACGUUGUUCUCCGUCGUGAAAGUGCUUCGUUCAACAAAAGUAAAAGAAGCGAAUUGUUCGGUGUGUGGUGCUGCUGCAGCAGAUUGCUGCACUACUGUUUGUCUGUCCCUCGAAGAAGAGCUCUUUCUGUAAUAAUCAUAAUACAAGCUGAGUGCAGUGUGUCGAGUGCGCGAGAUUGUGUCGUUGGUUGGCUCCGUGAAGCGCAGCAUACCGAAGUCCAAAUCCAAGCAACCAAGUGUGAAGAAUCGACAAAGAGCGACCCCUUAUUCGGCAGCGAGUGUGUGUUGAAUCUGCGAAGCGAAUCCCCGACAUCUUUGCGCGGAAUUUUCCAUUAUCCUCACCCGAGACACCACGGAUUGGCCGUCAGCGCCACACAGAGACCGGUUCCGGUUCGGAGUAGCCCCGAAACGACGACUCGGAUACUAAGCUAAGCGGGCGCCAAUAGGCGAAUGAAUGAUAUAGAGAUGACGUCGGUCACAACCAGUACCCACUUCUUCCAGAAUGGAAACUCGGCCCAGUUCGAGUACAUGCUGAACCUAUACCCGGAGGUGCUGAAGGUGAAGGCGGAGAACCGUGGCCUCGGCAAGAAGGCGGACCGGCUGAUGCGCCUGGACGAGUGGUACCAGAACACGCUGCCGAAGUUGAUCCAGAAGCGCGGCCCCAAGGAUGCCCACCUGUUGCACGAGGAGCUGUGCCAGACGAUGGAGUGGAAGCAGAACCGGGGGAAGUCCUAUCCCCAGCUGUCCUAUCUGAUCAAGAUCAACACCCCGCGGGCCGUGAUGAUGGAAACGAAGAAGGCCUUCCGCAAGCUGCCCAAUCUGGAGCAAGCGCUGAAUGCGCUGUCCAAUCUGAAGGGCGUCGGGACAACGAUGGCGUCGGCUCUGUUGGCAGCGGCCUGUCCGCAGACGGCCCCCUUCAUGGCGGACGAGUGCCUCAUGGCGAUUCCGGAGUUCGAGAGCAUCGACUACACGGCCAAGGAGUAUCUCAAGUUUGUGACGUACAUUCAGCAGACCAUGGACCGGUUGAACAAGGAAGCUCACGGUGCGGAGAUGGAAAACAACGGCGAGAAUGGAGACGACGAACCGAAGCCGAAAAAGUGGACCGCCCACAAGGUGGAGCUGGCCCUGUGGGCACACUCUGUCGCUUCGGAUUUGCAGCCGGAUUUGCUGAAAGGAAUGCCGGAGAACAACGGAAUCGCGGCUGGCUCGGCUGUAACCGUUUCGGUGGCCAACGGAAGUGCAGCGUCGGAGGUGUCCUCCGAUGUGGACAAUGAGGACGACAGCUCUCAGAAUGGUGUCCCCCCGUCGGACGAGAGCAACCUGGACAGCGAGAGUGCCUCCAAGGAUGCCGUCCUCAGCAACGGUAUCAUGAAUGCGGACAGCUUAGACGGAUCGGAGAACGGAGUGGAGACGAUGGCUUUGGCAGAGACACCAGCAACAACAACAAAAGCAGAGGCAGGAGCUGCAGCAGCAACGGAAACCGCCGCGGAGGUCCCUGCCGACAGCCUAGAUGAUUGCACCAAAUCGGGCGAUAGCCUGGACGAGGCACCGGCCGUGGAGGCAACGGCAGCCGCCGUGGCCACCCUGUGCACCGCCGACGGCGAGGACUCUCAGAGCAGCAACAGCCAGAAACGUCCGCUCUACUGCGACGAAAACUCCGAGGAACAACCGGAGCUCAGCGCUCCCAAGCUGAUAAAGCUGUAGAUCUCCCCCCGGGGGUUGGGCGCACGAGCGAGCGAAAGAGCGAGAAAGAGUAUGACCGAGCGAUUGAUGAUGAGCGUGAGUUUUGACGACGACGACGACGACGACGAAGCAGUGGUAGUAACGGUUAUUCCCAACAAACACGCUGGUAAGGUUUUCUUUUGGAAAUUAUUCCCCACCCCCCCCCCAUUCUUGGAACUCUUGGAAUCGCCGGCCGGCGAUCUACUUGCUCUAAUCUAAUUCUUAAUUAUAUAUUGUAUUUUAUUCGUAAUUAUUUUAUUUACAAACCAGCAUUAUCGGAUUAGCAAUAGUUCGUAGAAGCAGUUAAGCAACAGCAGCAGCAGCACUAUCCACAUUUUUUUUUCAUUUUAAAGAAUUGAUCCGCCAGGGAAGUUAUCGCGCUCCUUACGAGAGAAACGAUGCGUUUUGGUAGGCCUUAGGUGAAAAAAAAGCAGGAACAUUUCCUCCGGAAAAAGCAAACAAAUAAUCAUACAGCAACAGCAACAAAUGCGUGUUCAUUGGUCUCAUUUUCCCCCAUUGUUUACUGACACUGUGGAUCGAUUUGCGGUGCGGGUGGGUGGCGGCGUCCCAUUUUUCGAUUUAUGAUUCUCCGUGGGAAAAAAACGGUUUCGAGUGGAGUGGUUUCGCUUUAAUGUUUAUGUCCUUGCAGGCGUUAAUUGAGUGAGGUGUUCUACUUUUUCCAAAAAUAGGAUGGACGGCGGGGUGUGUUCGAAAAUUACGCGACUGUCGAUUUUGUCGGCGGUGGACGAGAUUUCAAAAAAAAAGUUCUCUCUUGUGGUUAAAUAUUUUUUUUAUUUUUUAUAAAAUCUUUGAUUUAAACAGGCCCGAUGUUUCUGAAUCAUCUUGCCCCUUAAAUGCUACACAGUAGGCUUGGCCGUUAUGAUAUAUUUUGCGCAUCUCAGUUGUGCAACAUGUACCAAAUAUACAAGAAAAUGAUGGAGGUAUAUCUAUCCAGGAUCUAAAUAAACUGGAGUUUGUGACAUUGCAACUGUUCAUCUACAAUUUGAAUUAAUUAUUUGCAAAAUGUAACAGACCAUUUGUGCAGAAUGUUUUCCCUGCAUCAAUUCGCAUUUUUCGAACGACCUCGCCCUUAAUCAAAAAUCCAAUUUCCAUCCUACCAUAGUACCAUGUUUCAUAAUUCGAUUGAAUCCAUCGCUGCAUCAAUAUUGGAUGUGCAGAGCAGUGAAACACGUCCCUUGGAAUUCCUAAGCCCAAGUAAAAAAAAUGCUCUCUUUCAACCGACGGCAGCCACGGUUACGACAGGAAAAAAUGAAUGUCAUCUCAUCGCAACAACAACAGCGACCUGGAAUGAAUGCAAAAUCCUGUUUUCACUCACCAUUUUCGCCUAUGAAAAAAAGUUCCCCACCCCAUUUUGCCCCAUUUACGGGACGUGUACGUGGCGGAUGACUUCGAAACUUGUUAACCUCACUUUUCUCGAAUGAAAACAAACCACCAGGGAACUGUCAAAAGCACACACCACCACCGCCUAACAAACUCGAUCCCCAAACAACACUGCAAGCAAACAAAAAUGUCAAGUUCAACCGAAAGAAAGUGACUUAUUAGAAACUAAGGCGUAAGAAGACAUUCGUUACAUCAAAACAAAAAUAACAACCACCCUCCCCCGAGUAAUAUUCUGAUGAAAAAAAAAACGUAUCAAACAAAGGGAGAAGGAACGAUUGCGAGCGACACCAUUUUCUCGGCCCGCUUGGAUUUGACAGCCGAGAUUUCCACCAUUUUAAAAUCAUUACAAACAAGUAAACAAACAAACAUAUAGACGCUAGGAUUUUUUUUUCUUCAGUUCUUUUUGACUCUUAUAGGAAGUAAGCAAAUCAAACAAACACAAACGGUAAACGUUAAAACCGUGGAUUCUUUUGUUCUCACAAUGUGAGAACGGCAGCGAAUGUGAGCGCAAAAGAGAGAGGGAGAAUGCGCCGAAGUUGAAGUGAAAUUUAAACAUGCCCCAAACACUACAUAGGAAUGGAUAUAUAUUUUUGAUAGACUCUAUUUAUACUUAAUGACAAUGGCGACAGCAGAAAGGUAAACAAAUCAAUUCCCAUUUCUUUUUCGCGGAGCGCAAAACACACAAAAGAAAAAAAACAAUGGCGGAGCGCGGGUGCGCUCCGCAGCUGAAAUAUGUAUACAAAUUAUUUAGGAUGUUAACAACAAAUACACUCUUACAUACAACUGCGGACGAUGCUGAUUGGUGAAGUGGGGAAUGUGGACUCUAUUGCCUACCCUUCACUUUGGUUGCGUGCGCCAUCGUUUGACAGUUCGACUGUUCGACAGUUGGACAGUCGACAGUGGCGACGAGAGGACCACCGUUGAGGUUAGGUUGUUCGUUCAUUUCUCCGAUCGUUCGAUCUCCGAUCGAAAAGUAAAGUAUAAUAAAGUAAAUUUACACGGAAUAAAAUACAAUUCAUUUACUGAUCGUAUAAAUAUUUAAUCUGAGAAGUGGUUAAAAGUCAGCAGGCAUAAAUAUAAAAACAAACAGAAAAUCAUCAAGUUAGGAAUCAUCGCUGCUGCACAUAAACCCCCCCGUUAAGGACAUUCUUUAUCCAUGAAAAUGAAAAUAAUUAAACAUAAAAAAUAUACAAACAACAUCCACACACACACACAACAAACCUUUAGUUCUAACGAGUCUUAGUGGUAUAUUGCAUAACAUUAAUAAUAAAAAUACAACCAUCCCAAAAAAAUAGGACAAAAA